ACCGCCAGCGUUCACAUUAUUUAUACGACUAUCACUCCUACCAUCAUCACUACCACUAUGGUUUCUGCAGGCACUUCUUCUUCCCCAUCCGAUACAGCGGCGACUCUGCCAGACUUGUUCCAGGUUGUUCAGAGAUAUUUUCUGGCCAAUCCAUGUCACGCUGCUGUAUUCGUCCCUAUCCUGCGGGGAGAGGCUUCAGAGGACUAUAAUCUCGACAACCUCCGAGGUAUCUCUUAUACCCAUUAUGCGCGGGAGCUGGAACACAUCGGGCGCAUCUUCUCGCAGAAUUUUCCUUCUCCGAGGGUUUCCUCCCCCGACAAAACUUGCGGAUAUUGCAAGUAUAGUAUGGAGGACAAAUCUCACAUUGAGCUGCAUGGUCGUCUCGUGAAUGCUCUCGUUGCAACCCAGGAUGCUGACACUAUUGUCGAACUACGCUUCAUUCUUGCUGUUAUCAUUAUUCACUCUCUGGCCCAUGCAUUCACAGAUGGCAAUCCUGUGCCGAUGUCGAAGGAUGACUUUCCAUUCUACCAUUCUCUUUACAUAUCCCCUCGCAAAUACAUUGCCGAACCCGGGUUCUUUGCUGAGGAGGGAAUCUUUGGUGGUAUCAUCGGCAUCGUAUUCAAAGAGCAGGAGAAUGGACUGCCUCCAAAGUUCUUAGAAGCGGACUUCACAAGGAUCGCCUACCUCUUUCUAUAUGAUCGGACCGGGACAGCGUACCGCCUCGACACCGGAGAGCUUGCAGGGCAGUUGAAGUAUCAUCGCUUCGGCCAGUUCAAGAAGGCUCGUCGCAUCGAGGUACCGAGGGACAUCUCAGAGAGAACAUGUGCUGCGUUUAAUGGCGACCACCUUCCGAUUGCGCGGGUUGGUGCCGGCCGUGUUCCUGAAUGGCUGGAAGCGAUACUAGCACACGGUAAUCUUGAGAACAUCGAUGAUCGCUUCCGCCAUGAAUGCGUCCCUAUCUUGGAAUAAACCCAGCCAUUCCAUAAUUGCUAGAAUCUGCGUAUGAAUAUUUUCUCGUCUAGCCACGUAUCGACGUUCAGCGCGACGUCUCAGUCUUCCAAUUUAUGAACCUCAUAUACUAUUUCCCAAGAUAAAUGCUCAUGCUCCGACAUCGACAAAUAGCCUGUGUGGCGUUGGGAUCACCGCAGCAGCUUUGAGCUUGACAAUAACUGACAGAAACGUGGACUGGUACUACUUGGAGACUUCGAGGGUUACUUAUCAGACUUCCGCUACCAACACUAUACUCUAUAUCCCAAGAGCGACCCGAGUAUCUCCCAGAUUUUUCGCCUUUACUUUGCCCCGUCGAGGACAUGCUUAGAGACAUCAUGUCGGACUGUCUUCCCUUAUAGAGGCUGAAACUGAGCCUAAGGCAAACCGUCUCAGCUCUUCAUAUUCCGGCUUUUUCCAAUAUCCUCGAAAUGUCGUAGGCUUGUAGAGGAUGCCACCUCUAUGUCUACGCUCAUGUAGGACACUGUAUGUGGUCAUUGGCGGCGUUGGCUAGCGUGGCGUCGGUCAGGGCUAUGGUGGCAUUCAAAAACCUCAACAGAUAGGUAAAACCACUCAUAAUUCACAGUACAUUGGAUAAGUAUAUACAAGGUCGGGGUACAUUCCUAUUGACUCUUUAUAACUGCUUCAUGACAUUGAUAACACGAGGCACAUAGGCCGGUAACCUUCUGAGUCAAUGGCGUAACCCAAAGGUUUCUUCAAAGUCAUCGAAAUCCUCAAAGGCCCGAUCCACAAGUCUAAAGUCCAUAAGCGUUCCUUCCACGGGAUCAUAAUAUUUCAGCUCGCCCUCGUGAUCGGGUCGGAAGUGAUUGGUGUCAGUGAUUUGGCUAUGGAAUACUCGCGCUGGCAAAAUUGCAGUUAGCAUGCUUCCAUCAACCCAUAGAUUGGGCACAUUGUUCUCAACACCGAUAAAUGCAUUUGCCAGACUAUAAAGAUAGUCCACAUCUGUCAGUAAACGUGGAGUCAAUGAGGGAUGAAGGCAGCGUGGGUACGAAGGUCUAGUAGGCGGCUCACCGAGGACAUAUCUUCGUCUAUGAAUAUAUUUGUUAUCAACCAC
Somion occarium is the source of this 2062-nucleotide messenger RNA. The record is from the annotation of a GenBank genome assembly. Lineage: Eukaryota; Fungi; Basidiomycota; Agaricomycetes; Polyporales; Cerrenaceae.